CUGUUCGGUAACUGUCAAAAAUGAAAGGAUGCUGUAUAUCUCGUGUUGCAGAUAUAACAUUGACGGUUUUUUGAGACAGCUUCGAUCAACAAGUACGUCGCAGCGACAGCGAUAAGCGGUAGGCGGAGACACAGAGCUCGAUGUAGCAAGAUCGCAGACUCUUCUUCUCUAAAUGCACCGCGUCGCAUCGCGCCGCGCUGCGUUAUUCCGCGGAUAUCGCGCGAUUACACCGAGAAGUAACCUCUCGAGUCCGGAGUCCGGAUCGUCGCGCAAAAUCAACCUGCUACGUAUAAACGAACCGAGACGCGCAUCGCGACACGAUCAUGGCGUGUCUGCUGUCGAACCAGGAAAAUGUGCGUUUAAAAAUACCGUCGGCCGACACGGUGGACGGAGUCACGUAUUACUGCAUCGAGAUUGGAAUCGCAUCGAUCAAAUGGACCGUGAGGCACAGAUACAAUGACUUUGCGGAACUGCACGAUAAACUCGUCUCCGAGCACUGCGUGGAGAAGGAUAUUUUACCGCCGAAAAAACUCAUUGGUAACAAGUGCGAAGCCUUUGUGGAGAAGCGCAGGCAGAGUCUCGAGAUAUAUCUCAACGCCGUUUAUAAUUAUUUAAAGAAGGCGAUGCCUCGAGAAUUGGCUGUAUUUCUAGACCUGCAUGUAUACGAUAUAUACUUUCUUCUACAAAGUAUGGCUCUGGAGUUCUUUACCAAUGGCAAUACUCUGCUACAAAAUUCAAGUUAUAAAUUUAAUCCUGUACAGCUAUAUGCAAUUAGCGAGAGAUUGAAACAACCAUGUCCAUCUUUGGAAGUUGUGGAUAAAAAAUACGACUUUAGUCACGUUUUGGAUUUUAAUUCUCACUUGAAUAGUCUCACGAUUGAAGGAAGUUUGGAACCUUAUAAAACUAGUAAUAUUUAUUCAUCCACAUUGUCCAUAGAAUUAUCGACCUUCAAAAACAUACAGUAUCUGACAAUCGAUCAAUACCCCGUGGAUAAAAUUUAUAAUAUGGGAAAUCUUCGAGAUACUGUGACUAUGCUAAAAGUUACCAACACUAAGCUCAGAAACAUUGUAGAAUUUGCCAUGUGUGAAGAGGUUCAUAAAAAUAUCAUAAACGCUAAUGAUUCUCAUGUGUGGUUAAAAGUGACACAUUUAGACCUCAGUGAUAAUCGCAUAGAAGUCAUUGAUGAAGCAAUUAAAUUGUUACCGCACAUAGAGUGUCUGACAUUGAACAACAAUCAUUUGUCCGAGAUUUCUAAUGUUACGUUAUUGCCGAGAUUGUCUCAAUUGUACCUAGCAUCGAAUAAUUUUACCAAUCUGCCGGAUGACCUUCAUACAAAACUCGGAUAUAUCGUAUACAUAGAUCUGUCGCAAAACAAAUUAACGUCUCUCGCUAGUUUCUCGAAAUUGUACUCAUUGGAGGGAUUGGAUGUAAGCUGCAAUCGCAUCGAAAAGAUCGAAGAAGUAAAACAUAUCGGUCAUUUACCUUGUCUGGAGAAUCUGAGAUUGACUGGUAAUCCUGUAUCGACGAUAGUGGAUUACAGAGUUAAAGUUUUGGAGCCAUUUGGUAAGAGAGCUGCCGACAUUUGUCUCGAUAACGAGAAGCCGAAUCAAAAAGAACUCGAUACAGUAUCGGUUCAUCAAGCGUUGCGCAUCGCGAGAGAAGGUAAAUCACCAACGUUUACCGCAUCAGACGCGCCACUAUUUUCCGCCGAAGUCCCGAGUAUAUAAAAAUUUUAACCGUACUUUUAUCUUUUAUUACAAUAAUAUUAUCUGAAUAAUAUUUAUAUACAAAGAGAAAAUGUGUUUUAUACCGCAUCAUAUAAAUUUUAUCAAUUAGUGACAGACUUCUUU
This is a messenger RNA of Camponotus floridanus (Florida carpenter ant), 1850 nucleotides long. Its product is annotated as nischarin. Lineage: Eukaryota; Metazoa; Arthropoda; Insecta; Hymenoptera; Formicidae. The record is from RefSeq and is a predicted model, not a curated record. The coding region runs from base 324 to 1727 and encodes 467 amino acids. Gene Ontology annotation, cellular component: cytoplasm. Gene Ontology annotation, molecular function: phosphatidylinositol binding; protein kinase binding; integrin binding. The transcript has 3 exons.